CGCCCCUUCCCUGUUUUUGCUUGAAGGCCGGCGGAGAAGGAAGGAGUUCCCUCAGGAUGGCCGAAGAGGCGCGGGAGAGGUUCCUCAGAGCGCGGCUCAGGACGCUGGCUCCUCUCCGGGAAGAUGCAGAACGAGAAUGGAAAGCCCCUUUCUACUUUAUUCAAGGAGCUGAUCCGCAGUUUGGAUUGAUGAAAGCUUAUGCCAUUGGUGACUGCAAUAGUGGAGGCGACGAAUGGGAGGAGGAGCUCAAAUUAACUCAGCAAGCAGUGCAAGCCAUUAACCAACUGAACCCUAAACCAAAAUUCUUGGUCCUAUGUGGGGAUCUUGUACAUGGCAUGCCAGGCACACCGUGGAGGGAGGCGCAGAUACGUGACCUGAAAAAUGUCCUGAAAGAGAUCAACCCCGAAAUUCCUCUUGUUUUUGUCAGUGGCAACCAUGACCUUGGAAACACACCAACUCCGGAAACAAUACAGAGUUAUUGUGAUGAAUGGGGCGAUGAUUACUUCAGCUUUUGGCUCGGAGGAGUCUUCUUCCUGGUGUUGAAUUCUCAGCUUUACUUUGAUAGCUCUCAGUGCCUGGAACUGAAGCAAGCUCAAGAUGCGUGGCUCGACCAGCAGCUCGCCAUCGCCAAGGGAAGGCAAUGCAAGCACGCAGUUGUGUUCCAGCAUAUCCCCCUCUUUCUGAAAGAUCCAGCGGAAGAUCACAACUAUUUCAACCUGGAGUUGUCCAUCCGGCAAGAGCUCUUGGAGAAAUUCCACAAAGCAGAGGGAAAACUAAUGCAACUCAAGGAGAAGAUAUUUCAUGCAUUAGUCCAGGUGUCAAAGCGGUGUUUUCUGGGCAUUGCCAUAAGAACGCUGGGGGAGUCUAUAAAGACCUUGAGAUGGUCAUUUCAUCGGCCAUUGGAUGCCAGCUGGGAGAGGACACCCACGGACUCCGAUUGGUGGCUGUCACCGCUGAAAAAAUUGCUCACAGAUACUACAGUCUGAAUGAACUGAAAAAUAGUCAAGAUGUUGGGAAAGAUAUUGUGGUUAUGUUGAAACAAAAGUAGGCCUUUCCUUCCUUUGCCAAAACUAUGCCAUAGACCAGGCCUGGGCCGACUUUGGUGGUCCCUGCAUGUGUUUUGGACUUCAACUCCCACAAUACCUAACGGCAAAAAGGGUGUUAGGAAUUUUGGGAGUUGAAGUCUAAAACACUUGAAGGGAGGGCUGAAGUUGGCCCAGGCCUGCUAUAAAUGUAUAUGAAGCAAUAUGAGUGUGGUAUUUAAUUUUGUCCUCACUUUCGGUUAUUGGGAUUUUAGAAUAUAGGUGAAGAUGAUGAUUCUCAUAGCAAUAACCAAAAGGCAAACAUUAUAUUCAGCAAAAUUGAAAGCCUCAUUGGUCGAUAAAAGGCUUUGCUUCACUGCCCACACAUGCAUAGAUUUAAUUUAACAUGUUAUAUUUCAACUGAUCUGUUGUCAUAGUUUUUAAACUCUCUUGCAAACAAAUACAGGACAUAUGUUGCAAUAGCAAACUAACCAUGAGAACUUCAGCAAACCAAAAUCUACAUAACCUUACAGCUUCUAUGCAAUCCAUUGUCUAUGUGAACAGAUGUGAUUUGCUAUACCAAGUGGCCUUUACUCCCCAAGUCUUACCAAGUUUGCCAUAUCCUGCUAGCCUGGAUAAAUAUAUACAUCAAUAUAUAUAUUUACCACAAAUAUAAAUGCUCCAGGAGCAUUUGCACAUUGAGCACUGGGCAUCACCAGUCCUCCAGAUGUUAUGCUACAACACCUGUCAUACCAGGCUUAUGGGAAAUCCAGGAACGUCUGAAUAUGAGCAAGGAAGUCUAUGAACCUUUGCAUGUUGGAAAACUGGGAUAGCAAUCGGGGAAAGGGUGCACAUGACUGCAAUGUGUCCAAGUCAUUGGAUUAGCUUUAGUCUGUUCAACUUUAUGAUGAACGACACAACAAAUCUGUCAGGUUGCACUGAUACUAACAUCCAAGGCCAGGGUCUCCUAUUUAUAAGCUCAUAGGACAGAUGAAUGUGCAUCCUGCAUUUUAUUCUAACUAAAGCAAAAUCCAGCUGGUUCAUUCAUCCCAGCCAUUUAACCUUCUCCUACAUCUUUGCAUCAAUGUUUGAGCUUGCAUCUUCUUUACAAGUUGGGUAAUCCUGGGUCUAAUAUUAUUGCUCAAAGCUACAUGCAUAUCAUCACUUAUUUUCAAUCGAUUCCUGGACUUGUUUAUAAUUACCAGAAAAGCAGAAAACCCUUGUUCGCAUAAUUAAAACACCUGGGGGUGGCGGGGCAAGCUGGCCUUUGCUUCUGGGGCAGAUUAAUGUAACAGAUAUAAUUGACACACACACUGUUAAAUAUAUAUUAGAAUUUUAAUUGUUUUGCGGACCAUAUUUUAGUUCUUGCAGACCACUGGUUGUCGGCGGACCACUGGUUGGGAACCACUGCCUUAAAGCUAUAUUUCAACACAGUGCCUUCAACUGGAAAUAUGAAAACGCAACUUCCAGCCCUACAGCUUCUGUAAACAAUUCUAAUUCUCUCACACACAGAGUAAAUCAAGUAGAUAACCUGUAUAAUAAAUGGUCGCCAUGCACAUUAA
Messenger RNA from Anolis sagrei ordinatus, 2584 nucleotides. RefSeq names its product calcineurin like phosphoesterase domain containing 1 (gene CPPED1). Lineage: Eukaryota; Metazoa; Chordata; Lepidosauria; Squamata; Anolidae. The record is from RefSeq and is a predicted model, not a curated record. Gene Ontology annotation, molecular function: hydrolase activity.